CAAGAAAAAGUUGUCAGCAUUGUAGCCCACAAAGCACUAUCAGCUUUAUGGCUUGUUCUUUACAAGCUGUUGAUUUUUAAGAUUCCUCCGUCUCUCUCUCAUUUAUCAAAGUUGAAGUUUAAUUUCUCCUCGCUCUAGCAGAAGCUAAUAGAAAACAAACCAUCAGGAUAAUGGCUACUGGGUUCACAUCCCUAUUGUUUUCUCUCCUCUCCUUGCUGUUCUUUGGUAUUUCAUCGUUUGCUAAGCCCAUACCAAGCUUCCCUUCUUCAAUCAUUCAAGCAGAGAAGAUCUCUCUUUCUACCCCACAUGAGCUCUACCAUGAAAAGUUCUUCACUCAAGUGCUCGAUCACUACACUUUCAGACCCCAGAGCUACAAAACAUUUCAACAAAGAUAUUUGAUCAACGACAAAUAUUGGGGCGGGGCGGAGAAGAAUGCUCCAAUCUUCUUGUACACGGGAAAUGAAGGAGACAUCGAAUGGUUUGCACAGAACACUGGAUUUAUUUUUGACAUUGCACCCCAUUUCAAACCCCUUGUUGUUUUCAUCGAGCAUAGGUUCUAUGGAAAAUCCAUGCCUUUUGGGGGAAAUAAAGAGGUUGCUUAUAGCAAUUCAAGUACACUUGGUUACCUGACCUCAACUCAGGCAUUAGCCGAUUAUGCCACUCUUAUAAUUGAUCUAAAGAAGAACUUGUCCGCCACCGACUCUCCUGUGGUGGUUUUUGGAGGUUCCUACGGAGGAAUGCUGGCAGCAUGGUUCAGAUUGAAAUAUCCUCAUGUCGCCAUUGGAGCAUUGGCGUCUUCUUCACCAAUCCUCAACUUCGAGAACAUAACAUCACCAUACAGCUUCAACAAUAUCAUCACUCAAGACUUCAGGGGAGAGAGUGAGAACUGUUACAAAGUAAUCAAAAGAUCAUGGCAAGAAAUUGAGAACACUGCAAGCCAACCUGGAGGCCUCGAAAUACUUCGAAGGUCAUUUAGAAUAUGCAGGAACUCCAUUAGUGCAAGUUCUCUCCAGAGUUGGCUUUACACUGCUCUGGUCUAUACAGCCAUGACAGACUAUCCCACCCCUUCAAAUUUCUUAAGUCCCAUGCCUGCCUAUCCCGUUAAAGAGAUGUGUAAAGCGAUUGACGAUCCAAAGACGGGAAAUAAUACGUUUGCCAAGUUGUACGGUGCGGCUUCUGUCUACUAUAACUAUAGUGGAACUGCCACGUGUUUCAAUCUCGACGACGAUUCUGAUCCUCACGGUCUUGGCGGAUGGUCGUGGCAGGCAUGUACAGAGAUGAUACUGCCAACGAGUGGUAACAACAAGGACAGCAUAUUUACGGCUUCUGAGUGGAACUACGAUGAUAGAGCUACUUUCUGCAAAGCCUACUUUGGUGUUGAGCCGAGACCCAAUUGGAUCACAACCGAGUUUGGGGGCCAUGAUAUUAAAAGGGUCUUGAAAAGAUUCGGCAGCAACAUCAUCUUCUUUAAUGGCUUGAGAGACCCUUGGAGCGGUGGGGGGGUGCUAGAGAAUAUAUCCAGCAGCAUAGUUGCUAUCGUAGCAAAGCAAGGGGCUCACCAUGUGGACCUGAGAUUUGCAACCAGUGAAGAUCCAAAAUGGCUUCAAGAUGUGCGAAAAAGAGAGGUCAGCAUCAUCGCAAAAUGGCUUUCUAAAUACUACGACGACUUGGACCCUGCAUAUUGACUCCCAGCUCCAAGAGUUUGGACCACGGGAAUUUCCGCGUUUUAUAAGGAUUCUUCAACAAAUUAAGCUAUUCAAUCACGCUGCAAUCCUCAGGCAGACAGUCAACACUUCAAACUUUAUUGUUUCAUAAAGAAUUUCAGUUGUGGAACGAGGCUUCCGAAUGAAUGAACUGAAAAGCGUACCUCAAUUUUUUUCCUCAAAUAAAAAAGAAAAAAG
Populus euphratica (Euphrates poplar) is the source of this 1901-nucleotide messenger RNA. Its product is annotated as lysosomal Pro-X carboxypeptidase-like. Gene Ontology annotation, biological process: proteolysis. Gene Ontology annotation, molecular function: serine-type exopeptidase activity; dipeptidyl-peptidase activity. NCBI's taxonomy places the organism in Eukaryota, Viridiplantae, Streptophyta, Magnoliopsida, Malpighiales, Salicaceae. The transcript is spliced from 10 exons. Bases 171 to 1685 code for a protein of 504 amino acids. The record is from RefSeq and is a predicted model, not a curated record.